Messenger RNA from Scatophagus argus, 2181 nucleotides. Its product is annotated as gap junction beta-4 protein-like. Gene Ontology annotation, cellular component: connexin complex. The record is from RefSeq and is a predicted model, not a curated record. The coding region runs from base 258 to 1049 and encodes 263 amino acids. The transcript is spliced from 2 exons. Gene Ontology annotation, biological process: cell communication. NCBI's taxonomy places the organism in Eukaryota, Metazoa, Chordata, Actinopteri, Scatophagidae.
AGCAGGUUGGGUGGUGAGUGGAAAUGGCAGGCGAACGGCUCCACCCCUCCACUCCCGUCCUCUGUUGAGAAAUCUGUUGAGCUACACAUCGGUGAUUUUCAUCCAGAGCCUGUUCCUCAGCUCCGACACGGACCCUCAGCAACAGCGCUUGGACUGGUGGUAGAUACCUGAGUUUUGUUUGUGCCAUUUCAGCUGGAAAGAACUUCCGCUGUCUUCCAUCAGCAGGAAGAGACCGCAGAUUGUGAGCACACCUCAUCAUGAACUGGGCAUUCCUCCAGGGCCUCCUCAGUGGGGUGAACAAGUACUCCACAGCCUUCGGCCGAGUGUGGCUCUCCGUUGUUUUCGUCUUCAGAGUCAUGGUGUUUGUGGUGGCAGCAGAGAAGGUAUGGGGCGACGAACAGAAAGACUUCAAAUGCAACACAGCUCAGCCCGGCUGCCACAAUGUCUGCUAUGACCACUUCUUCCCCGUGUCCCACGUCCGGCUGUGGGCCCUGCAGCUCAUCUUCGUCACCUGCCCCUCUCUCCUGGUGGUGAUGCAUGUCGCCUACAGGGAGGACAGGGAACGGAAAAACCGCCUCAAGAAUGGUGAAAACUGCCGCCGUCUGUAUCAGAACACUGGCAAGAAGCGCGGAGGCCUGUGGUGGACCUACGUCCUCACGUUGGUCUUCAAAAUAGGAGUGGACGCCACCUUCGUCUACCUGCUGUACCACAUCUAUGAGGGCUACGAUUUCCCUUCGCUCGUUAAGUGCGAGCAGAAGCCCUGUCCCAACAAGGUGGACUGCUUCAUCUCUCGGCCCACCGAGAAACGAAUCUUCACCCUCUUCAUGGUGGUCACCAGCCUGGUCUGCAUCCUCCUCUCUGUUUUCGAAAUCCUCUACCUGGUUGGCAAACGCUGCGCUGAGCUUUUCACCACAGUCCAUCACUCUCACCACAUCGUGACCAACACAUUGUCCAGUGGGAGCAACUUGAUGGAGUCAAACAGGCUAAAGCUGACAGGCAGCACCCCUGAAACUCCUGCUCCUUCAUACAGCGUUGCUGUUGUGUCAUGAUAAACUGAAAAUAAAGACUUGAUGAAAAACAAGACAAGGCAAAGGAAAAAUGCCUCUCCUCACUUACAGGCACUUCCUGAGCAGACUUGUCGGCGGACAUUACUCUGCUCAGACACUGAACUACAGCUGAAGUAGUUCCAUACUGUUUUGACUGUCAGAGAAUUCGAAGUUCUUGGCCACAGGUCUUAUGUGUCAUUGAUCUGGAAUGUACUCACUUUUGUGGGUUUGGGUCACAGUAUUUACAGAGAUUUUUAGAAAGGAAAUUCUGUAGAUUGUAUGCAUCAAAAAAAGCAAGUUUCUAAUGUGGUGUAUUGUCAGAUCUGGCCUUGAUACCAGUGACAUGAGUCACCGUGGUUUGGAGAGCAUGGUUUUACAAACACAUGUGGUGGUCUGUGUAAGAUUUUCCCUCUGCUCUCUGCCCAACCUCCAAAUGUUUAGUUCACACUGCUCUGCGUCUCUUCCCUUCACUCACACGUUCAUGUGUGAUUCUUUGUCAAUAUUUUACAUCAUUUAUCAUAAGGUUUGAAAGACUGUGCUGUUGUGCAUCUUACUGUCUUAAACUGCUGUCUUGAUAGAGUGCAGUGUCAGAAACACAGCAGUUGAUGAGAAUCAGAACAUGCAUAUUUCUCUGCGUUGAAGUGCUGUGUGGCUGCCUAGUUGUUAAUGUUAUUCUUUUUUUUUCAUUAAAGAUCAUGUUUAUGUUUUGAAAAUGUGAGUUUUGUUCAUGUUAUUAAGAAAACCAUUUAGGGCGGUGCAUACAGAGUAGCUCUGUACUGUACAGAAGUACUGUAAGGGUACUAAAGAACAGUAUUAACCAGAUAAAGGAUUUGUUGAUUCUGCUAACCUUUCUCUCUUCUCCAAACUUUUUCCAUGUGUUUCAUGAAGCUGCCCCUCCUCAACUGGCGCUCUGUUUCUAAAACCUCAACCUGGUUGACAAACGCUGCACUGAACCUCAUUGUUUGGGUUGAUUGGUACUUUUGAGAAGGGCAGAGGAGAAGUCUCCAUUUCCUCAGCUGAUUCAUCCUUGCUGACGUGCGUGGAUCCACCCAGCUCCGGAAUUUGUUGGUUGUUUCUGCCUCUGAAUGUGUUUUACCCAGUAUUUACACUAGAACAUCAGAUAGGAGCAAUGGAG